CAAAUUUUUACUUGUGGUGAUUUUUUUGUAAACACCGGUCAAUGAGUAGUGCACCCAUCUAAGGCAAAACACCUUUUUAUUCAAUAAAAUGGUUAAGAUUUCGGAAAACGAAUUCGAUCGGCAGUUAGAAAUACUUGAAACUCAAUUUCUGUGUUGUAAGCCGAUCGAACAGAUUGACUGGAUGGAUACUCUGCAUCCAGACAACAUGUCACUAGUUUAUCAAAGCAAACUAAUCUCAAGAACACUAAACUCCGCCGAGUUUAAAUGCAGAAAAACCAAAUUGUCACAUCGUUUACGCUUCCUUCGACACAUAAUCGACGCAUUAGAACGACAAAAUGCUGACAUCGAAGACAGUCUCUAUGAGAUCUACACCAGUCUGUUGCAAAAUUCCGACAACGAGAAGGAUUUUUGUAAAAUUUUCAAACUGAUCGCAUUCCAUACAUCGAUCUGCCUACCGCAUUCCGACGAAAUAAUUAAGCAUGGAAGUACGGGAUUUUUUACGUGGGAAGCCAGUUGUGCACUAUCCGAAUGGGCUCUAGGGAAUGUUGACAAAUUUCGUGGAAAGAAGAUAUUGGAAUUGGGUUGUGGAACGGGACUUUGUGGCUUUGUGAUUCAUCGAACGUGCGAGCCAGAACACAUUUGCUUGACUGAUGGCAAUCAAAUGGUUUACGACGAAUUGAUAAAGACACGGAGCAUUAAUUACGGGGAUAGACCAGUUAAUGGUCUGGACGUUCAGUUACUGGAUUGGUAUAAAAUCAACGAAAGCCCGCUGGUUGAUUCAUUCAUCCCCGAUGUGAUAAUUGCAGCCGAUAUUAUCUAUGAUAACACACUAUUUGGUCCACUUAGUCAAACAAUUCAGACAUUUUUCGAUAAAUCAAAAAAUUGUAAACUUUACAUGGCAUGUACAGUACGAAAUGAAGACACCAUCAACGAGUUUCUUAGCAUUUUAGAUGUAAUGAAAUUUCAACGAAGCGAAGAAGAACCAGUGCCGCCCACACAUAUUUAUUACAACAAUACCACGCCAAUUAAAAUAUUUUCAUUUGUUAAAUAAAAUGAUUUUUUUAGAGUGAAA
Molecule: messenger RNA, 1072 nt
Organism: Bradysia coprophila
Lineage: Eukaryota; Metazoa; Arthropoda; Insecta; Diptera; Sciaridae
Product: protein-lysine N-methyltransferase EEF2KMT
Cellular component (GO): protein-containing complex
Source: RefSeq, a predicted model, not a curated record